CGACCCUUCUUCUCCCUUUCUUUUUCCUCUUCUUCUUCUUCCUCUGCAGCUUACCAUCCUCAUCUCCCCUUUGUCCCACGCUGGACCCACUGAGACGCGAUGACAAAGAAGCGCGAGGCCAGCCUCAUGCCUGACAGCACCGACCAUCGUUCGUCGUCGUCGUCGUCCCUGGACGAAGACCCGCUCCUCUCGCGAGGUGUUUCUGAUACCGUCCAGAUGGUGGCCUCCAUCAUCUUUCGGGUCGCGACCUUUAUCUUUCUGCGAUGGAUCCCGUCGAGACCCCUUGGGUGGCCUGUUAUACCCAUGGCCUACGCGCUCUACUCUGUGACAUGGCUUCUCCAUGAUUGGCGCGUCCGGUCGUACGUGUCCUCGCUCUUCAAAGAGUCACAGCUCCGGGCAGCCAAGCAAGAUCUCAAGCAGCUCGGCGAGCAAGUCAAGGUUGAGGCAAGCGGCCAGCACACCGAGACGGAAGAGGCAGUGGAGAACGAGGCAAAGCCAAACGGAGCCGUCGUUCCUCGCAACAUGACGCCGCGCGAGGCCGAGCUCGAGCUCAGGCCCCUGUCAGCCUGGGAGACGGUUCAGACGCUCGUCUUGGGCCAUUCGACACGAUCCAGGAGGGUCAAUUUGGCCUACUUUGCCGCCCAUGCGCUCCUCUUUCUCUUCUACCUCGACUUCUUCACCAGCCCGUACCUCUAUCCUUCGCACCUCGAGCACAACCUCUACUUUUCGCGCGUCGGGGCUAUCGGUCCGACGUCGGCCACGGUGCAUGUAAGGUACCCAUACCCUCUCGGGCCCCCAGAUGACUACAGCCAGGGCGGCAUCGUCGGCCUGCCAUUUGGAAAGGGCAACGAGAGAGCCGAGAGGGCAACGUGGGGUGCCCUCAUCGAGGAGGAAGCCACCGAUGGAUCCCUCGGCGGCUUUCUUCACGACGGUAACGAAGUCUUCAGGAAUCCCGAGCCGUUGCGUGUCGUCUACCGCGAAGUCAUCGACGUUGGUGCGCCCUCUCGCAGCCGUCGGCGAUCACCAUCAUCUGCAAGCGAUGAUGAGGCAGCGCUGCCCGGCAGCCCAGCCUCAAUCGACGGUCGGCCCCGUGCGGCGCAGAGACGAUGGGAGCGAGGUCCCUUGUUGCAUAUUACUGCCCAGUCGGACUGGACGGCGAGCGGAACAAUCGAGAAUCUCUGGCCGGCAACGCAGUACGAAUGGAGGCUCGCCUUUGUCCACAACUCGACAUUCGCGCCCGAGCCCGUUCGCGCCAGACGUUUCCUGACGUGGCCCGACCCACGCUUGGCGGCCGAGGCAAAGACGCGGGGUCAAGAGGCUGAUGGCAAAGCAUUCGACUUUGACUCGAUUCCCCAGGACGAUCCAAACCACUUCGUCUUCGGCACGAGCUCCUGCGUCAAGCCCGACUUUCCCUGGGCUCCCACGCAGUUCUGGGCCUGGUCUUGGCUCCUCCGUCUUACAGGCUUUGGCGACCAGACGGGUGGCUUCGCUACAAGGAACCGUGUCCAGGGAUUCGACAAGCUGGCCACCAACACCGUCAUCGGCAGAGAGUGGCCUGCGCUUCGCUUCUUCCUGCAGCUCGGCGACCUUAUCUACGCCGACGUACCACGCUGGGGUGGACCAACAACAGCAGCGUACCGCAAGAUGUACAGGAAUUUGUUUGCUUCAGACUCAUUCCGUCGCGUCUAUGAGAGGCUGCCCGUCAUUGGCAUCUACGACGACCACGAAGUGGUCAACAACUGGGGUGGCAAGGUCAUUGUCGAGGAGCCAAAGGAAGGCGUGGUCCUGUUCAAGGAGCGCGAGUCAUUUGAACCAGCAAACGUUGCCUGGAAGGAGUACGUGGGCAAGGCAAAUCCGACCUCGCUCGACGAUGAUGAAAGCUACUACACUUUCCGCUACGGGGAUGCAGCCUUUUUCGUGUGGGACACUAGAAAGCAUCGGAUCCCUGCUGAGCUGGACGACAUCGAGGGAAAGACGAUGCUCGGAUGGAAGCAACGCGACGCAUUCAUUCGCUGGCUCGGUGCAGUCAACUCCACUGCCACAUUCAAGUUUGUCGUUUCGUCGGUGCCAUUCACCACCCUCUGGGGCGGGCCGCUGGACAUUGACAGCAAGAGUGACAGCUGGGCCGCAUACCAGACGGAGCGCGAGGAGCUGCUGGCCGUGAUGCAGUUCGUACCCAACAUCAUUGUCCUCAGUGGAGACCGACACGAGUUUGCCGCCGUGGGCAUUGCCCCCCAGGGCACGCGCGAGCACUACCACCCCAUCACCGAGUUCUCUACCUCGCCCUUGAAUAUGUUCUACCUGCCCGUCCGCACCCUUUCGCAGGAUAACGGGCUCGGUCCAACGGGGGCCGAGCGGCUGUACAAGUAUGUUCCUGAUGGCAACGUCAAGUGGACCGAGCUUGAGGUGGACACGCGGGAUGCGGUCACGCCCUUUGUCAACGUCCGACUCAUGGUCGACGGCAAGGAGGUGUACAGGACCAAAGUGGUGGGCAAGGGCCUGAGGUCGCCCACGCUGGCCCUUGGCGGUCUCGCAAAGACAUUCUUUGAGCUCCUUAGGUGGAGACCGGCCCGUUGGUUCUAACGACGAGAUUCGAUAUAUACCAGACUGUUGCUGCUACCCCCCUUUUUGUCUGUAUCACCAUCAGAAACCUGUGCUUCUAUCGCCAUUGUCAUGAGCAAAGAGGGAAGGAAGAAAUCGCGAUGGGACA
Acaromyces ingoldii is the source of this 2710-nucleotide messenger RNA. RefSeq lists its product as hypothetical. The record is from RefSeq and is a predicted model, not a curated record. The transcript is spliced from 4 exons. NCBI's taxonomy places the organism in Eukaryota, Fungi, Basidiomycota, Exobasidiomycetes, Exobasidiales, Cryptobasidiaceae. The coding region runs from base 100 to 2583 and encodes 827 amino acids.